Messenger RNA from Racocetra persica, 434 nucleotides. The record is from the annotation of a GenBank genome assembly. NCBI's taxonomy places the organism in Eukaryota, Fungi, Glomeromycota, Glomeromycetes, Diversisporales, Gigasporaceae.
AUCAAACAUUCUCUAGUCAAAUUCCUGAAUCUAUUCAAAGCUCAUUAGACACCAUGAAAAGCAACGUAUACAAACCAUAUGAAACAGAACCACCGACGAAGUUUUCAUACUACCAUAACGGUACAACAGACAAUCACCUUAAAGCGAAGAGUCACCGCGUCACAAAAGCUGCUACUCAGGAGGCCAACGAUAAGCCUUUUAAAUGUACUAUACCUGGAUGUGUCAAGUCUUAUAAAAACCCGAACGGUCUAAAAUACCAUAGUGAACAUGGACAUCGGUCAGCUUUGUCAGAUACAGAAGUUGAAAAGAAACCGGUGGUCAAACCUUAUAGGUGUACUUAUCCAGAAUGUGAGAAACGAUAUAAGAACCCGAAUGGAUUAAAAUAUCAUAUUGAACAUGCACAUGCUCAUCAUUCUAUAAUUCGUCGUGGGUGA